CUCAGUCCCUAAUAAUAAGAAAUCGAGCAAAAACAAUAGGGACCUCCCAGUGGAUACUGGCUCAGUCCCUAAUUAUAAUGUUCCGGGUUUAUUCCAGCAGAGAUCUAGUGGGAGGAGGUCCUUUAUUAACAUAUCCAAUAUAAAAGUCAACAUUAACUUCAAUUUUGUAUUUUAGUUAAUAUUAACCAGCUGCUGUGUGCUUGUUGCUUUGUAUAGAAUGGAUAGAGUGAAUUGAAAAUGAUUCCGGCGUAUUACAUUUUAAAUCAGCUCAUCUUUAAACUCACAAGUUAUAAACGAGGUGUCUUUACUUAAAGGCACAGAGAGAAUUAGUUGUUGUUCAAGCCUUAGCAUUUUGGAAAACAUCUACUUCCAGGAUCAUGGCGGUGGUGAGGAGUGAGGUUAUUCUCUCAGUUUACAUUAUUUCCUUCCUGAUAGGCCUGCCAGCGAACCUCCUGGCUCUCUAUGCCUUCAGUGUUAAAAUCCACUCCAAGCCACAACCAACAGACAUCCUGCUACUCAACCUGAUUGUCUCUGACCUGCUCUUUUUGAUCAUCCUCCCUCUCAAGAUGUAUGAGGCAGUGUCAGGCAUGAAAUGGAAUUUGCCCAAUUAUGUGUGCUCCAUCACCUCCUUCACCUUCUUCUCCACAGUCUACACCAGCUCCUUGAUGCUGAUGGCAGUCAGUGUGGUUCGCUACAUCGGGGUAGCUUUUCCUAUCGCCUAUCAUCAGCUGAAGAAACCUGUGUAUGCAAUAGUUAUCAGUGCUGUUAUUUGGCUGAUCUCAACUGCACACUGCAGCAUUACUUUCAUUACCCAGCACCACCCCUCCUUGUCCAGCAACAAUGCCACCGUGUGCUAUGAGAACUUCACAACAAAGCAGUUGGACAUCCUCCUCAAAGUACGUUUGGAGCUUUUCAUUGUGCUCUGCCUUAUACCUCUUCUCAUUUGUGUUUACUGCUACAUGCGCUGCAUCUUGAUCCUGCACAGUGGACCUAGGAUAUCGCGGAUGCAGAAGCAGAAGGCCAUUGGCAUGGCCGCGGGGACUCUAGCUGUGUUUCUCAUUUGUGUGCUGCCAUACAAUGUGUCUCAUUUAGUGGGUUACAUCCAGGGUGAGAGCCCAAGAUAGAGGUACUACACCCUGCUACUUAGCACCUUCAACACCUGUAUUGAUCCUAUCAUCUUCUACUUUUCCACUAGUGAAAGGUCACUUGUCAGGAAGCGUAAAAUUGCUGUUUCAGGAGUACAAAGACAGGCAACAAGCUCUGGCUGAGAGCAAAUUACACUUUCAAUACAAUAUGUCCAUAUCUAGAUUCAAUAUAAGUCUUGCACUGUAUAUUAGUAGUACAGAUGUUAUCAGAAUGUGUAAUGCUGUACAGACUGUUUUAACAAUUCAGUUUGUUUAUAAGAUAAUGUCUCAUAUCUAGAAGGAAUGCAGAGAUACCACUUUUUUCAGAUCAAUACAAGUACACGUACUUACAUUUUGGUACUUGCCAAAACCGAGUACUGAUAUAAGUACAGUUCUACUUUGAAAACAUGUUUUAUUUUCAUCAGAUGUUCCUCACUUUCUGACUGGAACAAUGCCGUUUAUUUACCACAAAAACCAUUUAUAUAGGACACAGAUAUGUAAAGUACAAGAUAAUGGCACAAUUACUAUUGCACAGCUACUUGUUUUUUGAUGGCAAGACAAAUGUCUUUUCCUUUCUAUUUCUUGUUAUCUUGUUUAUAUACAUUUUAUUGAUGUGUAAAUAUAAAGUGAACAUUUUUAUGAAUGCAAAGCUGAUGAGACUGUACUAACUCAUAAUAAAGAGUUGCAACUUUAGGAAUAAGUGUAAUAAAAGAAAAUCGUGAAAAAUAA
This is a messenger RNA of Dicentrarchus labrax (European seabass), 1853 nucleotides long. RefSeq names its product free fatty acid receptor 2-like. Gene Ontology annotation, molecular function: G protein-coupled receptor activity. Gene Ontology annotation, cellular component: plasma membrane. The record is from RefSeq and is a predicted model, not a curated record. The transcript has 2 exons. Bases 378 to 1124 code for a protein of 248 amino acids. Gene Ontology annotation, biological process: G protein-coupled receptor signaling pathway; cellular response to fatty acid. NCBI's taxonomy places the organism in Eukaryota, Metazoa, Chordata, Actinopteri, Moronidae.